AUGGUCCGCCACAAAAAAGACAACUUCUCCCGCGGCGGCAAGAAACCUCACCGCGGCCCCCCCCGCCACUCCAACCGCCCCGAAUCCAACCCCAACAACGAUGACCCUACCCUCCCCUCCUCCUCCACCACCACCCGCUCCCGCCCGGCCUUCAAAGCCGCCUGCUGGGACCUAGGCCACUGCGACCCCAAACGCUGCUCCGGCAAGAAACUCAUGAAGCUCGGCCUCAUGCGCGACCUCCACCUCGGCCAGCGCCACGCCGGCGUCAUCAUCACCCCCAACGGCAAACAGACAGUCUCCCCCGCCGACCGCCCCAUCCUGGAAGCCAACGGCGCCGCCGUGGUCGAGUGCUCCUGGGCGCGCACCCAAGAGGUCCAAUGGAACAAAGUCGGCGGCAAACACGAGCGUCUCCUCCCCUACCUCGUCGCCGCCAACACAGUCAACUACGGGAAGCCCUGGAGGUUAAACUGCGUCGAGGCUCUCGCGGCCGCUUUUGCGAUUUGCGGACAUUUGGAAUGGGCCGAGGAGAUCCUCGCUCCUUUCUCGUAUGGCAAGGCGUUUUUGGAGAUCAAUGAGAAGUUGCUCAAGAAGUACGCUGCCUGUGAGGAUGAGGCGGGGGUCAAGAGGGCGCAGGAGGAGUGGAUGGAGAGGUUGGACAGGGAGUAUGCUGAGAAUAGGGAGGAGGCCGAGGGGGAUGAUAUCUGGGCGGGGGGCAAUGUCAACAGACGAGCCCCAAUAGACUCGGACGAUUCGGAUGAGGAAGAGGAGGACGACGAGGAUGAUGAUGAUGAUGAUGAUGAAGAGGAGGAAGAGGAUGAGGUUGAUGGGAUAUACCUUGGAAGCAAUCCGCCACCACAAAAAGGGAAACAAAAGCAAUCUCAACCAAUACCGGAGGAGGAAGAGAAGGACCCGUUUGCGAUAUCAGACGACAGCGAUGACGACGCCGAGAUGGAGGCUAUUCGGAGGAAGAUUCUGGCUUCGAAACCGUUCACCGAGAAGGAGGACACACUUGAGAAGAAACCAGAAGUGAUCUCUAGGCCAACACCACAUUCGCAAAACAUGAAGCCAGACUCAGAUGCAGAACCAGAUUCGGACAAUGGGUCGGAUAACGACGACUUUGACGACAUUAUCGAUGCCACACCCAUGACAGAUCGCAUUGGGUUGUCAAAACUGGAGAAGGAGCGUGCCAGGGUCCAGACAACAAGCCGGACAUUCUCGUCAGGAGGAGCAAAUGCUCCAAAUAGGUGGUAA
Messenger RNA from Podospora anserina S mat+, 1251 nucleotides. RefSeq lists its product as uncharacterized. The coding region runs from base 1 to 1251 and encodes 416 amino acids. Gene Ontology annotation, biological process: maturation of SSU-rRNA. NCBI's taxonomy places the organism in Eukaryota, Fungi, Ascomycota, Sordariomycetes, Sordariales, Podosporaceae. The transcript has a single exon. The record is from RefSeq and is a predicted model, not a curated record. Gene Ontology annotation, molecular function: rRNA small subunit aminocarboxypropyltransferase activity.